Messenger RNA from Cadophora gregata, 1320 nucleotides. RefSeq lists its product as uncharacterized. Lineage: Eukaryota; Fungi; Ascomycota; Leotiomycetes; Helotiales; Ploettnerulaceae. The transcript is spliced from 2 exons. The record is from RefSeq and is a predicted model, not a curated record. The coding region runs from base 1 to 1320 and encodes 439 amino acids. Gene Ontology annotation, biological process: regulation of transcription by RNA polymerase II. Gene Ontology annotation, molecular function: RNA polymerase II cis-regulatory region sequence-specific DNA binding; protein dimerization activity; DNA-binding transcription factor activity, RNA polymerase II-specific.
AUGCUCGCUGUUCAACGUCCUAGUAUGGGUUCGUCGAAGCCACCGAACCUCGAUAUGCCCUUUGGCUACUCGUUUGAUACCAACUCGAAUUUCCCUUUUCCCUCUCCUACAGCCCCUGCACCCGGACCCUCUCUACUCGACGAUAAUGAAUCGAAAUUUCUAGACAGCUUCUUCGAUGGAGUCAGUUCAGACCAGUUCAACUAUGAUUUCUUUAGCAAUCAACCGGAUGGAACCGAACUCGGCCAUGGAUGGGAUGAAAUACCACCGGCUUUCAUGGGCACAACAUCUUCAUUUGGUCAACAACCUCAACUUGGGUCUCAUGCAGUACCAGAUAUGCACUUUGGGGAGAUGAGCUCACAUGUGAAUGCUGGUCCAUCGAUACCACCGUCAACGUCCGCGGAUGUUUUGGCAGCAGCAUCAGUGCUACAGAAUGGAUCUGCUGCCCGCUCACACAGCAUGAGUGAUGGUUCAUUUCGCGGGCACGAUCUUCAUGGCGUAAAUGGGCAAUCUAGGACUCAAUCAAUGUCGAUACAUCCUUCUAGGACACAAGCAGGCUUUGUACAACGACCAGACAAUUACAUGCAGGACAAUUUCUUCACGGACAUGGUAUUUGGAGGCCAAUCGGAGGGCUCGCUGCGGCAGGCAACGAGUCGAAAGGUCGACAUCCACUGGGGAUCAGAUGUAGCAUUCGGUACACCUCAAGGCUUCGUUGCUCCACCCAGCCAAGAGCAACAUCUUGCAUCAGGAGGUGCUUACAAACAAGUUGUGGAGAACGCACUUACUCUGAACCCAAGUAGCGCGGACACCACCCGACCAUCAAGUCCCGUCAUGACUAAAAUGGAAGCUCGCCCGAGAGCUAUAUCCAACGCAAAGGAGAUCGAAGGGGACGAUCAGGAUUCACGGCCAAAGAAACGGAGGAAGAGUAAAUUUCAAGAAGAACCUGACGAUGAAGAGGAGUCUACGGCCGUGGUGAGCAAAACCACCAAGAAACGCAAACCAGGGAAGAAAGGUUCGAUCGAAUCCCCGGCCCCCGAAUCAGAAAACAACAAGAGACGUAAAUCAACUGCCGCAGCAGCGGCAAAGGCAAGAGAAAAUCUCACGGAGGAUCAGAAACGAGAGAACCAUAUCAAGAGUGAGCAGAAGCGAAGGACGCUGAUCCGUGAAGGGUUUGAGGAUUUGGGCGAGCUAGUACCUGGUCUCAGAGGCGGAGGAUUCAGUAAAAGUGCAGUCCUCAUCAUGGCUGCAGACUGGCUGGAAGACCUGAUAAAGGGGAAUGAAGACCUUCAGAGGAGGCUCGAUCAAAUGGAAGGCAGAUUAUAG